GCGAAGAGGCAGCCCGCGGCCGGACAGAAGCAUGGUGGAUGUGGAGGCGGCGGCAGGAAGAACCCCGGCGGAGAUCCGCGGCAGCCUGGCAAGGUUUUUCUGGUCUUCCAAUAACCAUUUAUACUCCUGGCAAAUGAAAGCGUCUUCAACAAUAUGAGAAAUGAGUGUUGGACGCAGAAGAUUAAAGCUGCUGGGAAUUCUGAUGAUGGUAAACAUUUUUAUUUAUGUGAUUGUGGAAGUCUCAAAAAGUGGCAGCCAAGAGAAGAAUGCAAAAGGCCGUGUUAUUAUACCACGCAGCAAAUUCUGGAGAAAAUAUACUCCUCACAAAGCUUAUUGGAACAAACAGCAACAGAAGCUUGAACUGCUGUACAACCCUAUUCUGACCUUGCUUUCCAAUAUGACUGUGGAAGAGAACUUAGUUUCUAACUCGAGUGUUCUCAGUUCCUGUGACCCUGACCCGUGGGUACCUUCAGAGGUUAGUGACUUUGCAAACUUGCCAGACAGAUUCAAAGACUUUCUACUUUAUUUGAGAUGUAGAAAUUAUUCAUUAUUAAUGGAUCAGCCAAACAAGUGCAAACAUAAACCUUUUCUGCUUCUGGCUAUUAAGUCACUUACACCCCAUUUUGAUAGAAGGCAAGCAAUUAGGGAAUCCUGGGGCAAGGAAAUAGAAUCAGGGGAUGUGACAGUCAAAAGGGUCUUCUUACUUGGACAGACCCCACCAGAGGAUAAUUUCCCUGAUCUUUCAAACAUGAUAAAAUUUGAGAGUGAAACCCACCAAGACAUUCUCCUCUGGAACUACAGAGACACUUUCUUCAAUUUAACUCUGAAAGAGGUGCUUUUUCUUAAGUGGGUCAGCAGCAGUUGCGCAGAUGUCCAGUUUAUUUUUAAGGGUGAUGAUGAUGUUUUUGUGAAUACCCAUCAGAUCCUGGAUUACUUGAAGAGCUUAUCAAAGGACAAAGCCAAAGACUUAUUUGUAGGCGAUGUGAUCAAAGAUGCUGGACCUCAUAGAGAAAAAAAAUUGAAGUACUACAUCCCAGAAAGUGUUUAUGAAGGUUCGUAUCCUCCAUAUGCAGGAGGCGGUGGGUUUCUGUACUCUGGUGAUCUGGCAUUAAGACUGAAUAAUGCAUCUGACCAGGUACUCCUUUACCCUAUUGAUGAUGUUUAUACUGGAAUGUGCCUUCAGAAGCUUGGGCUUGCUCCGGAAAAACACAAAGGCUUCAAAACAUUUGAUAUUGAAGAGAAAUACAGAAAUAACAUAUGUUCCUACACAAACUUAAUGUUAGUACAUAGUAGAAAACCUCAAGAAAUGAUUAAGAUUUGGACACGCUUGCAAGAUCCACACUUAAAUUGUUAAAGUAAUGUGCAUAAGUGUCUUAAGUCCAAAUAACUUUCCAAGUUUGGGUCUGGCUUUCUUGGUGGACCAUUGAAGCUCUGUUUAAUAGUUUGAUUUUCUCUGGAAACUUUUUCCUGUAAUUUUGAAAAUGAGAAUAAUACUAAAAUUUGAGGGGAUGGCUUGAAGACUUGGUCCUGACUUUUCCACUGUCCUGGUGGUCAUUAUGUUUCAAUAUUUGUCUUAAAUUAAUUUUAAAAAGGACUUCAAGGAUCUAAGUAGCUGUCAGUGACUGGUUAGCUGUAUUGGAAACGGAUUGCCUACUACAAUGCAUCUUUCAUUAAUUGUGAUGGUGGAAGAUAAUUUUUCCUUGAGUAGUGUUUGUGUGUGGGUGUAUGGAAACCACUGUAAAUUGAAAAUUCACAAAUUGGAGGAAUGUAGUUUUACUUCAAGUAUGAAACACUCUUAUGAGACUUUAACUAUUGAAUUUUUUUAAUUUAUAAUUUUCAGUCUUUUUGCACCCCGGAGCAGUAUUUUCUCCUUUACUUACGAUCUUUUGUGCAAAGUGUGCCUGUGUCUGAAGGAUUUACCCUUUUAUUAGAUGAUGCUUUUUUUUACCAAAAAAAAAAAAAAAAAAAGGCAUAAUACUGUUUGAAACACCCCAUAAAAGUGCUGAAUAUAUAAGGAAAAGGAAGAACAGAUUUUGUUUGGGGCUGGGCAGUAGAUACAGUUAGGUCUGCCCCAAGCUUACAUGAGGUAAAGCUGACUUUUGUUGCUCCUGUUAUUUAUGUGAAAAGCUACUCUGGUCAGUCCUUGUUUUCUGUUUUGGCACUAAAUGUGAUCAGGUAGCUUGAUUUAAUGCAAAUAGCUGAAAUUGCACAUUGCUUAUGAGAGCAUGGUUUGGAUCUCCUAUAAAGCGGUAGCAAAUCUAGAAUUGUGCAGAUCCUAAGAAUUUCAGAUUUUGAAACAAACAAACUUUGAAGUUGCAUGAUGUCUCAUGUAGAGUUAAACAUGUUCUCAAAACUUGGAUCUUCUUCUGUAUUUCCACAUCUUGCUUAUAACAGUUAUUCUAAAUAGCGGUUGCUUCCUUUGUAUAUGUAGAAGUGCCUGUUUAUUUAUUGUUCAGAUUGAAGACCAAAACAUUUUCUUAAAUAUAUUUUGUGUAACAUUUUAUUUGUAUAGUGUUGUCACUCAGAUAUUUAAAUAGAGCAUGAUAUUUUAAAUCCGUGAGAUGUGUAACAUGUUAAAUAAAGCUAAUUGUUAUUUUUGAAUUAGAAGAAUAAAAUGUGAUUUAAAUA
This is a messenger RNA of Gymnogyps californianus (California condor), 2628 nucleotides long. RefSeq names its product UDP-GlcNAc:betaGal beta-1,3-N-acetylglucosaminyltransferase 2 (gene B3GNT2). The record is from RefSeq and is a predicted model, not a curated record. NCBI's taxonomy places the organism in Eukaryota, Metazoa, Chordata, Aves, Accipitriformes, Cathartidae. Bases 161 to 1354 code for a protein of 397 amino acids. Gene Ontology annotation, molecular function: hexosyltransferase activity. The transcript is spliced from 3 exons. Gene Ontology annotation, cellular component: membrane.